AGCUGACUUUCACAUUUUCUUUACAAACACUGGCCUGUGCUUGGAAGUUUUCACACACCAGCUUAAAAGUAAUUAGUUAAUGGUACUGCUAUUUAAAAUAUUUCAAAAUGCAUGGUUCACUUCAUAUAUUUUAUAAUAUUUAUGUUGAAUGGAGGAUGGUUUGAAAGCUUUUCGUGUUCAGUUUUUUGAUUGUUUUAAAAUAUUAUUGGGAACAGGGCUGGAAGCCCAGCUUUAUGUAUGUAUGUAAAUAUGCAAGCUGCUGUGAUCAUUGCAUUUUACACUAAAAAAUGACGUAGAUUAAAAGCCAGACAAUUGCUUUAUUGUUUCCAUGCAUCAGUAUUUGCUCAUUUUAUUUUGAGGAGUUUUUGUUUGUUUGCAUUGAGGUUUAAAUGCUGUCAGCUGAUUAGAAGCAGUGGAAGGUGUUUUCUUUAUGUCCUCAUCAGCUAACGUUGUUUGUUGUUGAGAAGGACGUGUUGAGCACUGAUGCCGGGCCUUCAUGGUUCAGAGCUGUUGACACAAAAUGGCGGCAGAUUGAAAUGUGUUACAUCUGCCUCACACAGUUAGCACAUCUCCACACACACGCACUGUUUUUAGCGUCUUAGGCUUUUGGUAUUUGCUACUUCAAACUCUGCAGUCUUUCUGCAGACCUCUGGAAAAUAUGUGAACAACAGGCCCACUGAUGCUGGCUGUAGCGUGGCAUCAUAAACAGGAGACAUCUAAGUUAAAUGUGUCAGAGAACGCCACACCAGCAUAGACGGUUGUUGCAGUGUUUCCCACAGGGGAACAUUGAAAACCUUAUUUUGUGGCAGAACCUUUAAUUGUUUUAUUAAAAAUGAGAUUUGACCUGUGAUUUUCUGCAUGAUAUUUUCAUUUCAAAAUGCAAAGGUUCAAAAUGAUUGGUGCUUUAAGAUGGCUGCCAAGUUUCACGACUUUCUUCUGUGAGGCCUUCGGCCGAACAGUUUUCCUGCUUGCAAGACAAGUAAAAGUGAAGCUUUGCAGUUAAAUGAGCAGCUCAUCUGUAUUCGUGUGCAGUUUGUUUCCCCUGUUUCUUGCUUGCUUUGCUGCACAGCCAUUACUUCUUUGUCUUUCAGUGCACUAUAAUAUUUUCCAAGCAGAUUCAUUUAGAUGAUCAUUUCUCCCUGUAAGCAGCAGGAACAAACCAGACUCCCUUCAGGAUUUACAUGUUUAAAUAAAACCUUUAGAUGCUGAAAACAUAUUUGGUGCCAUGGAUUUGUUUUCAUGUAUUUAUUUACAGUCUAUCGAAAUGUUAUAACGGACAGAAAUAUGUCCGGAAUAGUCCUCAGAUUGGAUGUCGUGUGUGAGGCAGAAACAGGCUCAUGCAUGCGCUGUUGGCUUGUGCUUAUCAGUUAAACAGAACUAGUGAAAGGCCUAGAUUCACACUGUACAAAAAAGAGAAAAGAAAAAAAGCUUGUAGCUGUUUCUUCGUCAGAUCUUAUCUUUAUUAACUUUCACAAAGGUCUCCGUCCGUUUACACUGGAUGCCACCUCUCCAGUUUCAUGGCUAAGAGAGUGGUUUCUCUAUGUUUACAGGCUCACGUCCACAGCGUGCAGCCCUGAGGCUAGGAGACCGCAGCAACAGGUUUCACACUAGCAUACUCUGAGCAGCUUUUGCCUUACAGAAGUACAGAAGCAUUUCCAACCAUUAGAAAUGACCUGAAAACUAAACUGUAGUUAGACUUUGUCUAACUUUGUGGAGUUAAACAAAAGCAUUUGGAGCAGAAGUAAUAGUUGUAAACUUGCAGUACGAAGCACACAGAGAGCUGCAUCGAGGUUUGAGGCAGGAACAGAAGCAGAAACAGCUGCAGUGACUCUGUACGUGUGAGGACAAAAUAAUAAUGACAAGGAUGAGUCUCCCAUUUUAACGAUGUAUUACUUUGACUUGAUUUUUUUUUCUGUUAACAGUUCUGUGUUUCAAAUCGAAAUGAAGAUUUCAGCCUUUCAGAGCUGCACUCUCAGCUGCAGCGAUGUUCACUGUACAGUGUGUCAGCCUAAUUUACUGCUGAGACUUUGACCCUUUUGUGGAGUCUCAUGCACAAAUCUUUAAUAAAGUCUGAGCUUGGCUGUCACGGAGCUAAACAUGUUUAAGUCUCUACGGGCCGAGGUUCACAUGAGAUGGUCCUCAGGUGCUGGCAUUCUCUAGAUUAAUGGAUGAAAUGGAGCAGUACAGAGUAGCUCAGUAGCACAGAGAGUUUUGUGACCCUCAGUUAACAGAAAAAUGUUUGCCUCAUUACUGGCGUGAACUUCAAACGGAAAAUUGUGCUGAUGCAUUGUUGAUAUCGACUUAAAAGCAAACAGCGUGUGAGGAGAGAAGAGAAAUAUUGAAACCUCAUUCCUCUGUUGUGCCACUUGAAUAUUAUCACUGUAUUUUCAACAUUUUUGUCUCUCUGUUUGUAUGCCCAGUAUUAAACCACUACUUGGCUCAGGUUUCCUCCAUAGAAUUUAUCAACAACAGCAGCCAGUGGUACCUGCACACCCAGCCCAAACCAAAGAUCUCAACUACAAAAAUAAAGGCUGCAUAUAUAUAGCAUUCACUUUUUCAAAAAUGCUUUUGGGUCUAAAAAUGUCAUUCAAAUAGAAAAUCUUUCAUUGGCAAAAAGUGUGCGGUCUGUAAUGGAAACCUGACUUCAUACUACAAAAGCUUAGCUGGACGUUUUUAUUUUGGAGAAGGGGGAAGUUUUACACACUCCAAUUAAAUCUUAGAAAUUCAUAUUUAAAUUCAAAAACCUAAAUAUGUAAGAUGAUGGCCCGCAGCUGUGCAGGCUCACAGUCGCACAACAUGUGAUCUGCACUCACACUGACGUGCAGUCUGUUACAUUUGUGUAAAAAACACACAAAGGUGUGGCAAAAAGAUAGAAUUGUUGUUGAAUAAAAGGUAGAGUUGUUUUAUUUCAGAUCAUUUUUUAAGUUAAUAAAAACUAGUGUUUAAAACAUUUAAUGAAAAACAAAAACUUUGAAAUAAAGUUUUGCUUCCACAUUAAUCAUUACAUAGCAUAAAAUGACCAUAGCUUAAUAAAGUUCUUGGCACCACUGAUUUAAGGCCAAUGCUGUCUCACAGUAAUAGAAUAUAUAUAGGAGUAUACUUUAUAACUGUAUAUGACAUGAGGCUACAUUACAUCUGGAAAAUGUCCUGUGCCAGGUCUGACCCACAGUGGCAGUUCCCCUCUGCUUUCACUGCUGCUCACUGAUAAAUCUGACAGCUGGGUAUUCUUCUAAUCCUGCAGCGAUGCUUCAGGAGAAAGCUUCAACUGUGACGGACGAACAUGUGAGCCGGCUCCAGACCGGCGGGGAGACGGAUCUGCUUCCAGACCAGUCGCGACUGGGCCUGUCCACAGCUCCCACCGUUCCCAGCUCCACCGAGCCCGACCAGAACAUUGAGAACAUUAAGGUCGUCCUUCACGAGAGGGAGCUGUGGAAGAAGUUCCACGAGGCCGGUACAGAGAUGAUCAUUACUAAAGCGGGGAGGAGGAUGUUUCCUAGCUACAAGGUCAAAAUGACUGGGAUGAAUCCCAAAACCAAAUACAUCCUACUUAUUGACGUUGUCCCAGCUGACGACCACCGCUACAAAUUCUGUGACAACAAGUGGAUGGUGGCUGGGAAGGCUGAGCCGGCGAUGCCAGGCAGGCUCUAUGUGCACCCUGAUUCCCCUGCCACUGGAGCUCACUGGAUGCGGCAGCUGGUGUCAUUUCAGAAGCUGAAGCUAACAAACAACCACCUGGACCCUUUUGGGCAUAUCAUCUUGAACUCCAUGCACAAGUACCAGCCCAGGCUACACAUAGUCAAAGCUGAUGAGAACAAUGCCUUUGGAUCAAAGAACACUGCUUACUGCACCCAUGUCUUUCACGAGACAGCCUUCAUCUCCGUAACCUCUUAUCAAAACCACAAGAUCACUCAGCUGAAAAUAGAAAACAAUCCAUUUGCUAAAGGAUUCCGAGGCAGUGAAGAAGGAGAUCUGCGUGUCUCAAGACUUCAAGGGAAAGAGUAUCCUGUGAUUUCAAAGAGCAUGGUUCGCCAAAGGCUCAUUUCAACGCACAGUCACCUAGCGGGGAAACUUGGAGCAGGAGUUCUCGCGGGGCAUCCUCAAGUACUGUCCUCUUACCAGUAUGAUACUGGGGUUCCUUUGUCUAACCCAGACUCCCAAGAUCCCAUUUCUACUCACUUCCCACAAAGCAGAGAUCCCAAUCUUCUUUAUCACUGCUUCAAACACAGAGAUAACGGGCGACACUUGGAGCUCGGAUGUAAACGGUCAUACCUGGAGACAUCAACUGCAGUCUCAGAUGAGCAUUACUUUCGGUCGCCUCCUUCUUACGAAUCACCCUUACUCUCUCAUCCAUAUCGCACUGAGGCAAUCACUUCUAGAGAGGCGUGUAUGUAUGGUGGUAUGGAAACAGAGUCUGGAUCCGGGGCGGCAGACGCAGAUGACCUAACCAACUCUCCUUCAAUUAAUUGUAAUAUGUGGGCUACAGUGCAGCCGUACCCUCGCUACGGCAUGGAAGGCGUACCCUACCAGCCUUUUACUGCUCACUUCACCAACUCAGCCACGGUCGCGCCUGUGGUGCCACACCCGGCAUCAUCGGUGGUGUCACGACCACAAGCUGACUUGGGCGUCUACAACUCGGCCGCAGUCCAGCGAGGUCUGCCUGUGAUACCACCUUCAACCUCUUCUUCAUCAAGCUCUCCAUCUUUCCCGGGAUCCAGAGAUAGUUCAGGUCAUCCACCUCUGUACCACAGGAAACCAGGAUCGCCACUCCUACCUCACCGAGAUUUCUCCAGCUAUUCAGCACAGGGUACAAUAUCCAUCCGGGAGCCGGCUUAUCAGUACCAAGUUGGGCUGAGUAGCACAGGAAGUAACUGGACUGACAGCUAAUGUCGGUCACUGGAGACAUCAGUUUUCUCAUAUGAAGGUUUCCAGAAUCCCACUGUGGGGUGUCAGUGCCAAGCAAUGCUAAUGAACUACAGUCAUGUUGCAGGCAAACUGAAAACCAAUAUCCUUUACACCCACGUGUUCAUACUGAAUCAAUAUUCCAUCCAAUGCUGUAGGUGGCAAACAGUGACAGACCUGCUCUUUACUUAGUCAGAUGUGCUAUAAGCCAGUGAUCAGGUGGAGUGGGGCGGUUCGGUCACACUCAAAUGCAAAUCAUUGGUUUGAAUGACACUUGAGGUAUGUCAGAGACAUCGCUACGGGUACAAAAAGUGUUACGGUUGUCAGUGUCUUGUCCUAUCAAGGUAGCAUUAGCAGAAAAACACUUAGCAGGAGGACAAAGAAAAUUAAAUAAGCAGAAGUUAACAGCUGCCCUGUUUAGUUUAGCGAGUGCUUUUCAGUCCCAAAAUAAAGAACGGUCGCUGGUAAUUCCUUUUUUAAAAUUAAUGUCAAUAAAAUGCAUAAAAAGACCCCAAAAACAAUCUGGUCAUGUCCCAAAUCUGUCUUUUUAAUGACUUCUGUGGUAUGUCUUUGUGUAUACCACGAGCCAAUCAAAUGCUAGAUAGACAGAAGUACAUAUUGUAGCACAACUUCAAGUGUGUGACCUCGAUCGAGUCAAAGCUGUGCUGUCAUCUCGAGUCCACCUCUGGCUUUUUGCUUCAUCGUGGAGAUUUCAGUGUGUUGAACACUUGAACUACACCAACAUACACUUUGUUCUCAUUUUGACAAACAGUCCAUUCCAUGUUGGGUGACGAUGAGUCGAUCGGUAUUUCUUAUAGCAGCAGAUUGGUGUACAUGGGAUUGGCUCACCAAAAUAAAUGACAAUGGGCAAUUUUAUUCUUUAGUUUUGAGUUUUAAUCAUGCACAUGUGCCAAAAAUAGAGUUGUUACACUUCUAUCUGCAGAGCAAGAAUGCAUUAAACCCAGUGUAAAAUAAGACUGAUCAAAAUAUAAAGGAAGAUAAAUCCAAGUUCACGUCAUAAACUCAUGUGCACUGGCAUUAGAAAGCUAGCAAGACACUCUUUCCCCAUGUUGUUGUACAUACAUAAAUGAAGUGAAAGGUGUACCACAAUCCACCAUGAUGGCAAUUGUUAAUAUGUACGUUUCUACAGCUUGUUUGUCGUGUGAUGCUGGCACUUAAGAAAAAAUGUUGCGAGUAUAAGAUUCAGCCACGGCACUGUGGUGGGUCAUCAACGUUUGGCUCCAAAGUGAAGACUCGAAAUCACACUGAACAGCAAAGAGUGCUCAGGAGGAACCAGAUGGGAGCUUAAAGAGCUGUUGUUAAGCCAGCACGAGUACUAGAAAAGACAGCGCCUCGCCAGUCCGACUCCCAGAUUACUUACUAGGAAAAAAAUCCCUGCACAACAUAAAACAGCCUGAGCGGACAAGGAAGAGGACGUCCUCAGUAGAACUGCAUUCAGUAAAAAUCGGAACUUGUAUUGCCAACGAAAGCUUCUUUGUACGAAAUGAUAUAGGUUUGUACAUUGUCCUUUUAUUUCAUGUAAAUUCAAUAUAACAUUUUUGAAUAUUUGGACAUUUUUGCACAUGUGAUAAAUAAACAUUUUCAUGAAUCUAACUGUCUGACAUAAUUAAUUAAAGACACUAAAUGACAUUUCAUUACAACUCUUUAUUAUUAUGAGGAAAAAUGUUCAGAAUUUAUAUUUAAAGCUAUUAAACGCUGAUGAUAAAUAAUGCCAAGUCCCAUAAAUAGCAUUCCAGAUGAUUUUGCUGCCUAACGACAGUUUAUGGUCUAUGACGAUGAGUCAAUCAAAAUUUCACUUAGCAAAUAUUUGACAUUUGAAAAAUGUUGGCGUUGGGCAUAAUUCAUU
Messenger RNA from Haplochromis burtoni (Burton's mouthbrooder), 6766 nucleotides. RefSeq names its product T-box transcription factor 4. The coding region runs from base 3244 to 4884 and encodes 546 amino acids. The record is from RefSeq and is a predicted model, not a curated record. The transcript is spliced from 8 exons. Gene Ontology annotation, biological process: positive regulation of DNA-templated transcription; cell fate specification; angiogenesis. Gene Ontology annotation, molecular function: DNA-binding transcription factor activity, RNA polymerase II-specific; RNA polymerase II cis-regulatory region sequence-specific DNA binding. Lineage: Eukaryota; Metazoa; Chordata; Actinopteri; Cichliformes; Cichlidae. Gene Ontology annotation, cellular component: nucleus.